Messenger RNA from Abrus precatorius (Indian licorice), 1473 nucleotides. RefSeq names its product tetraspanin-18. Gene Ontology annotation, cellular component: membrane. The coding region runs from base 159 to 887 and encodes 242 amino acids. NCBI's taxonomy places the organism in Eukaryota, Viridiplantae, Streptophyta, Magnoliopsida, Fabales, Fabaceae. The record is from RefSeq and is a predicted model, not a curated record. The transcript has 6 exons.
AAAUGAGAAUAUGUUAGUGAGUGAUUCUAUCACUUGAGAUAUAAUUUGUAGGGACAAGAGACGGUGAAGGGAUAGAUUUGGAUCUGAUAAUCACUUUCUAAAUCCGAAAAUUCAUUGAUAUUGGUGAAAUCAGCGCAGGGAAGGAAAGGAACCCUAACAUGCGCCCAAAUUGUUGCCACGUUUCCUUAGCUUUCAUUCUGAAAUUUCUGAAUUUCCUUCAAGCUUUCGUUGGGGUUUCCAUUUUGGUGUAUUCGAUAUGGAUGUUAAAUCAAUGGGAGCAUCGCGUUCCUCGUCCACCUCUCCCUCACGCCUAUGCUUUCUACUAUUUCGAUUCUGUCAACCUCCCCUCUCCUUGGUUCAUCUACGCUUUCAUGGGAGUAGGAAUACUGGUGUGCUGCAUAACUUUCUUGGGUUGCAUUGCUGCUGAAAUGAUCAACAGUUGCUGCUUGUGUUUUUACACUCUACUUGUCACGAUACUUCUGCUACUGGAGGCUGCUCUGGUGGGAUUCAUUGCAGUUGAUCAUCAUUGGGAAGCGGAUCUUCCAAUUGAUCCAACUGGUCAACUUGACAGCCUAAGAUCUUUCAUUGAAAAUAAUCUGGAUAUCUGUAGAUGGGUUGGCAUUGCUGUGCUUGUGGUUCAGGCAUUAUCUUUACUACUGGCACUAAUUUUGCGAGCCACAAUUUCUACUCGGAGAGAAGAUUUUGAUUACGAGGAUGAAUAUGAUGCUAGGGGUAGAAGCUGGGAGCCCCUGCUGAAUCCUCAAUCUGGUCAACCAUCUGGAUCUAGCAAAGGUGAUAACCGAGUAAAUCAUUCAGAUAUUUGGAGCUCACGGAUGAGAGAGAAGUAUGGAUUGAACAAUGGUGAUAAGAGCAGCUACCAAGCAUGAAUUCAAGCAAUGAGUGCUACUAGCUGUCAAGCAAUUCAAUGUUGUGUUGACAUGAGUACAUAUGUAUAUCUUUUGCUUUAAUGUUUUACUGUUUUUCAUUUGUUUCUCUGGAAAAUUUGUCGUCUAUGCUAUAUAGUCAAGGUAUGUAUUUUAAACCAGUUAUUGAUAUUUUGUGUCUAAAUAGCAUAGCAAAAGAGAAAAAUGAAAAAAAAGGUGACAAAGGAUUCGAUCUCAGCAUCUUCAUGAAUGCUAAAUUGACAGUCUCUAUAACAACAACGAAAAAGAAAGUUUAGUGGGGUGGAAAGCCAUCGGUUGACAUUGCAAUAUUGCUCGAUGUCUCUGCAGAACAUUGAGCACCUCGUAACAUUUGAGAGAAUUUUUGUUGGAAACCUUGAUUGGUGGGUUAAGCGAAAUAUGAGAGAAUUUAAACACACAGCUACACAGGUAUGUGAGUAUGUGGCUCUUCCGGUGAAGCCGAGUAGUUUGAAGUACCUUAUCAAGGGGUAGGAGCUUUGCUGUAUUUAUGUAAAAAUCUUCUUUAUAAAAUAGGCAUUAAAUAAUAAAAAUAUAUUUAUUAUCUUAAAAA